AUUUCACAACCUCUUCAACCGCUUCGAGCACAACGGCUAUCGCAACGUGCAGUUCAUUCUGGGUGCAGCGCCCAGUCGCCAUCCAGACGAAACCGAAUUCACAGAAUUUGAAGAUUUUCUGGACAACGUGACGAGCGUCGCCGCCGGUUACAACAUUUCCGUAUAUCCGAACCCGAGUUUUCAAGUCUACGUUGUGGACCGUUGCUCGCGGAUAUCCUACAUCAUCGAACCGCCCUGGAGUCUGAUCCAGUACUCGUACGUGAAAGCGGCCGUACUGUCCACGAUGUACGAUCGACCUUGCGGCGAGUGUGAUGUGGAUAAUUUUCUUAACGCGUCGCUACCGGAGAAGAAACUCGAUCAAUUCAUCAUGCUGCCGGCAUUGAACGUGACCGAGACUGCGAGUGGUUCCUCCAAGGCACCAGCCAUUUUGAACAUAACGGAAAUGGUAUCGGGUACGAAGGGAACGACCACUUUGGCACCUACGACACCGAUGGCUUCGGAUGUUUCCCCGUAUGAUGAAUCCACCGAAAGCGAGGAAGUGUCCGUAGAGGAGUACUCUGAAGUGGUGACGACAACCGACGAGCCUACCGUAGUGCAACAGUCAUCGAACAUAACCGAGGUCAAUGCAACGGACAGCGAAGAAGACUACCCGUUUGCGAAUUUUAACCCAUCCGGUCCGGAAUUGGUUCUUCCGUUAAAGAUCAUCAUUCCUGCGAUCCACAUCCACUACGAUCAACCCAAGGAGAACAACUCGUACGAAAAAUAUUCGUACGUAGUGUUCCAAAGCGAUAAUCCUUCCGUGCAUCAGCACGGAGUUGGGAAUGAUUCCCCCGUGGAACAGUCUUCGCUUCGGGAAGUCUCCCUAACAAACGAAACCACAGCAAAUAGCACCCUGCGGGUGAUUGGUGUCGAUUGGCCACUGGCACAACUCUACGAAAUACUCAACACAACAACUGUAUUCUACGACGAACGAACUACGCAGGUGUACCAAAAGCUGGCCCGGUACAAUGCCUCCGGGUUCGAUGAACUGGAAGAGAUCUCGGUCAGCAGCCAAUAUGCCGCUUGGAAGCGUCGCCAAGCCGAUCUGGCAGAGCAAGCCAAGACCGAAAAGCGCCAUUUCAUUCGCAAACACUACGAACGGCUGAUACAGUGGCUCAGCUGGCAGUUUGACAAGUCCUGAUGAUGGUCCGGCCGACCGGGAGUUCGGUGAAAUUCAAACAACUACAUCCUAGUGCUAUAUAGAUAUAUUUACUAUUAUAUUACAAACUAUAGAUACGUAGAACAAUAAAUGACAAAUCCUGUGUUAAUCGAA
This is a messenger RNA of Aedes aegypti (yellow fever mosquito), 1312 nucleotides long. RefSeq lists its product as uncharacterized. The record is from RefSeq and is a predicted model, not a curated record. The annotation marks the transcript as partial. Gene Ontology annotation, molecular function: selenium binding. Gene Ontology annotation, biological process: selenium compound metabolic process. The transcript has 3 exons. Gene Ontology annotation, cellular component: extracellular region. NCBI's taxonomy places the organism in Eukaryota, Metazoa, Arthropoda, Insecta, Diptera, Culicidae.